This is a messenger RNA of Boleophthalmus pectinirostris (great blue-spotted mudskipper), 1369 nucleotides long. Its product is annotated as H-2 class II histocompatibility antigen, A-F alpha chain-like. NCBI's taxonomy places the organism in Eukaryota, Metazoa, Chordata, Actinopteri, Gobiiformes, Gobiidae. Gene Ontology annotation, biological process: peptide antigen assembly with MHC class II protein complex; antigen processing and presentation of exogenous peptide antigen via MHC class II; immunoglobulin production involved in immunoglobulin-mediated immune response. The record is from RefSeq and is a predicted model, not a curated record. Gene Ontology annotation, molecular function: MHC class II protein complex binding. Gene Ontology annotation, cellular component: membrane; MHC class II protein complex. The transcript is spliced from 3 exons. The coding region runs from base 1 to 687 and encodes 228 amino acids.
AUGUGUUUCUCCUCAGAGUUCCACCAGGACUUGUCUGUAGGAGGCUGCUCUCACACAGACUCAGAUGAUGAUGUUCAGCAGAUGUUCAGUCUGGACCAGGAGGUGUACUGGUAUGCAGACUUUAAGAACCACAGAGGAGUAGAACCUCAGCCUGACUUCAUUGGACAUGUGACUGUAGUUGGAGGGUAUGAGCAGGCACUCCAUGAACGAGAACUCUGCAAGAGAAACCUGAAGGUGGUGAAGAAGGGCAUGAGGGACCUGCCGAUGAACCUGGAGCCCCCGUCUCUGCUGGUGCUGUACCCCAGGACUCCUCUGCGUGUGGGGGAGAAGAACCUGCUGCUGUGUCUGGCCUCUGGAUUCUACCCGGCUCCGGUCCGGUUCUUCUGGACCGUGGACCAGAGGAACCUCAGCUCCUUCACCGUGUCCCAGGUCUUUCUUCAGGAGGAUGGAUACUUCUUCCAGCUCUCCAGACUGGAGCUGCUCCCACAGGACGGACAGAUGUACAGCUGCAGAGUGGAGCACCCCGCUGUGAGGACCACCCACAUGAUGACACGAUUCUACACGGUGGAGGAGCAGCGCCCCUCUGUGGCCUUCACUGUGUUCUGCGCUCUGGGGCUGGUCCUGGCUCUGGUGGGCGUGGCCGUCGGGACCUUCUUCUUCAUCAAAGGGAAAGCACGCCGCUGCUGAUUGGACAGAAGCAGUGAUGUCAUCAGUGAUGUCACUGAUCUGUUUGUGUGUGUUGUGUGUUUGUGUGUAGAUAAUGAUUUAAAGAUGUAAUGUUCUUGUAUUGACUUCUGAAAGUGGGAGGAGCUUCACUGUUGCCAUGGUACUGGAACUUUAAAUAAGAAAUGUUCAACAAACUAAAGUCGUUUUGGGCAAAGGUCUUUAUGACUGUCCAGGAGGAAAUGUUCCCCUCAGCUCCAAACGAAGCCUCAGAGCUUCAGCACACUCCAAAUAGACUCCAUGAGCUUCAGAGUUUAUCCUCACCUCUUCACUUCACAGAGCACAUCCCAGAAAGUUUCUCAUCCUCCACCUCCUGAGUCAGUUCACUCCUGGUACGACCGGCUCGUGGUUCACUCUCCAACCUUCCUGAAAACAAGAGUGGUGUUUAACUAACAGCCCACUGGACUCCAGUUCCAUCCCAAUGUGUUUUUAUCCAAAUGAUUGUAGUUGAUCUGAUCCAAAGUGAAGCUUUCACAUUUUUCCAAACUGAAAACUGAAGGUGUCCCUCACAAAACGACAUCUCAUUCUGGACUGAACUUUAUUUUCCACACAUCAUUUGUCAUCUGUAGAGCCCAGUCUAGAGUCUUUUAAACAUGAGUCACUGAUUUGAAUCAAAAUGUUAUUCUGGUCGUUUAUUUUAACUCAU